AAUGAUUCGUCUAGCGAUAUAUUUAUAGAUUUAAAGGUUAUAAAAAAUCAAAUUCAAGCGACGGAUCUGUUUCUUCGGUAGAUCCUUCCGUUCAGUUUUUUUUAAAGCCAUAAUGAAGUGAAAUCGUAAUUUAACAAAUUAUUUGGAAGUUAAAUCUAUAACGUACCACAAUGUUCACUCUAAGAAUUAUAUUUCUAAUAGUUUUACAAUUAACCACCAUUGAAAUGUAUAGCCAUAAUAAACCUCUGGCACAGAAGAUUUGGAGCGAUCGGUGUGUUAAAAACUCAGUAGUGUUAAAUGAUUGCAACUGGUGCCGUUGCAACGCGAAACAGAAAUAUGAAUGCAAGGCUAGAGUUUGUGAAGAAAUCGACAUGUUCGGACAUUUCAAAGAUGCUAUUCAUGAAAUAGAUGUAGGCAUGGAAGGACACGGUUCAUGGCGAACCAAACCUCUGGCAUGCACUCCGGGUGUACAUUAUCUACGAAGAGGUAUAUUAUGCGUCUGCGACGAAUAUGGUAACUGGCCAAAUCCAGUCUGUAGAGACCUGUUGCAAGUUCUCCACUCUGUUGAACUCAUAGAACAAAUACGCCUGUCCCAAAAUGAGUCAUGCACUCCUACUAAAUUAUACCUCGUCGGUUGCAACGUCUGCUUUUGUCCUUCAUUGGGAUAUUUGAACCCAACAAUGUGUACCAAAAAAGAAUGUCAGGAAGACGAUCCUAUUCUAGAAACAAAUCGAACAGCUGUACUAACCGUGUCUCAAAAAAAUGAUAACGACACAGAAGAAGUUCUAGAAGUUUAUGCAACGUGCGAUCCAAAAUAUAAAUAUAUCCUUGGCUGCAGAAAUUGUGAAUGUCUCAGUAAUAACAGACUGAUUUGCGGCAAUUGUUCCAAUGCAGAAGUUAGAAAUUCCAAUUCUUUAAGUGAGCGUACUAAACCAAAAAGAAUAAAUAAGCCUGGUAAACUUAAUAAACCUGUAAAACUUCAAUCGAAUAGUAUAUGCCAUGGAAAAAAGCCGCUCAGAGUUUUCAAAAUUGGAUGCAACUUUUGUCACUGCGGCAAGAAAUUGAAAAUGUUCUGCACCAUCAGAAAAUGCAUCAAUAGAACUGAAAAACUUCAAUCAAUGUUUGAAGUUAACAAGGAACCGACUGAACAUAAUUUAAAACAAGUUGUAGAACCGCCAGACGAUGUAAGCUGUGUCCCAGGAACGGCAUUCAAACGGGAUUGCAAUAUUUGUGAGUGCAGCAAACUUGUUAAUGGUAUAAAGCAUAUUACAUGCACCCGUAUAAUGUGCAAUAGCUAUAAACCCUUAAAGAAUUGGGACCACUCCAAAGUGAUUGACGGACAGAAAAAGAACUGUGUGCCGGGAACCUUUUACCAAGAAAAUUGUAUGGUGUGUCACUGCUAUAUCAAAGAUAAGAUUAAACGUGAAGUUUGUCGCUUAAACGAGAAAUGUGUUGACGACUCACCUCAGAGGUUAACCGGAAAAAUGACAUUGGAAGGUAUAAUUUUGCAAGAUGUUAAUUCAUUAUACGGUUUCUGCGAACCUAUGCGCAAAUAUCGAAAUGACUGCAACAUUUGCCGAUGUUUGGCUGAUGGGAAAACCGUGGAGUGUGACUCUAGGAUUUGUGCCGCAUUAAGAUCUGCCGAUGUUUCGGUUGAUAUAGUACCGGUAGUCGUUGAAAAUGGUGAGGAAUGUCGCAAAGGGCAAUCUUAUAAGUUGGAUUGUAAUUUGUGUUUCUGUUUAUCAAACGGCAACUCCAUCUGCACAACAAACAAUUGCUCUAAUGAAAUUAAAAUAACACAGUAAA
Molecule: messenger RNA, 1806 nt
Organism: Pararge aegeria (speckled wood butterfly)
Lineage: Eukaryota; Metazoa; Arthropoda; Insecta; Lepidoptera; Nymphalidae
Exons: 3
Coding region: 171-1805 (544 amino acids)
Molecular function (GO): peptidase inhibitor activity
Source: RefSeq, a predicted model, not a curated record